Molecule: messenger RNA, 633 nt
Organism: Plasmodium yoelii
Lineage: Eukaryota; Apicomplexa; Aconoidasida; Haemosporida; Plasmodiidae
Product: RNA-binding protein, putative
Exons: 5
Coding region: 1-633 (210 amino acids)
Molecular function (GO): RNA binding
Source: RefSeq, a predicted model, not a curated record
AUGAGCCAAAUUUUUAAUAGUAAUGGGACUAUAGUAUGUCGAAAUAUUCCAGCUGAUAUUAAUCGAAUUGAAAUAACAGAAAUAUUUAAUAAGCAUGGUACGCUGUUGGGAGAUGGAAUAUAUUUUGGGAAAAAAAAUAGUAAUGUAUUUUUUAUUAAGUAUGUUAAUUUCAAAGAUGCUGUAAAAGCAUAUGAAAGUUUGAAAGAUAGCAAAGCUCCUGAGCAUGACUUUAAAUUAAGUUUAAGCAAAAGUGAUGAGCUUAAAUACAAGGCAAUAAAAGGGGAUACAAAAUCGAUCGAACAGUUGAAACAUAUUUAUAAAAAUAAUGAACAAUUAAUAAUUACUGAAGAAAUGAGAAAUGAAUUUAUUAAUGAAAUAAAUGAAUAUAUCCCUGAAUUAUCAAAAAAAAAAAGAGAAGAUAAUGAAAAAAAAAAACAAGAUAGUGAAAAAAAAAAAGAUAAAUCUUUUAUUUUAAAUCUUUUGACAAAUGUUGAUGAACCUCGUGAAAAUGAACAAGACAACAAGCUAAAAGAGGAGCUGAAAAAUUACUUAAACUUAAAUUGCUUAUGUGCAUAUAAUUUUGACGAAAAUAAUAAACUUGACAAUUAUCUUAUUCCCACAUUUCCAAAUUAA